Molecule: messenger RNA, 1316 nt
Organism: Salvia hispanica
Lineage: Eukaryota; Viridiplantae; Streptophyta; Magnoliopsida; Lamiales; Lamiaceae
Product: putative serine/threonine-protein kinase PBL3
Biological process (GO): protein phosphorylation
Molecular function (GO): ATP binding; protein kinase activity
Source: RefSeq, a predicted model, not a curated record
AAGUAGAUUUUGUUCAUCCUUUGACUAAACAACAUGUGUUUGUGAAUAAGGGUGGAGGAUGGCCUCCCUCUCCUUUCCUCCAUCUCUUCAUUCACUAUGGGUCUCUGCCUUGGUAAAUCCUCUGCUAAACUUGCGCAUGCUUCUUCUGGCCAAUUCUCAGGCGGCGGCGCGGAGGAGAAGCAAUCAGGAGUGGUAUGCAGCAGCAGCAUGUUGUUGGGUGAGAAAAGCAACCUCAAAUCCUUCGCCUUCUGUGAUCUCAAGAAUGCCACUCGCAACUUCCGCUCCGACAGCCUCCUCGGCGAGGGCGGCUUCGGCUACGUCUUCAAAGGCUGGAUUGACGACCAAACCUUCGCCCCCUGCCGCCCCGGCACCGGCCUCGUCGUUGCCGUCAAGAAGCUCAAGCCCGAGAGCGUUCAAGGCCACCGAGAAUGGCUUGCAGAAGUGAACUAUUUGGGGCUACUGCACCAUGAGAAUCUGGUGAAGUUGAUUGGGUAUUGCUCGGAGGCAGAGAAGAAGCUUCUAGUGUAUGAAUACAUGCCAAAAGGGAGCUUAGAGAAUCACUUGUUUAGAAAGGGAGUGCAGCUGAUGCCGUGGGCUACUCGGAUGAGGAUCGCGGUGGACGUGGCGAGGGGGCUGGCCUUCCUGCACAGCCUCGACGCCAAUGUCAUCUACCGAGACCUCAAGGCGUCCAACGUGCUUCUCGACUCGGAGUUCAAUGCCAAGCUGUCGGAUUUCGGCCUCGCGAGGGAGGGGCCCAAGGGGGACAGGACCCACGUUUCGACCCGGGUUGUGGGCACGAGGGGGUACGCUGCGCCCGAGUACGUGGCCACAGGCCACUUGAACCCCAAGAGCGACGUGUACAGUUUUGGAGUGGUGCUGCUGGAGCUUCUAUCUGGGAAACGGGCGGCAGGGGACGAGAACGCCGGGGGUGCGGAGGAGACGUUGGUGGACUGGACGAAGCCGUUCCUCACGGACACUAGGAAGGUGUUGAGGAUCAUGGAUUCAAGGCUGGGAGGGCAGUACUCUAAGAAGGGGGCGCAGGCGGCUGCGGCCGUGGCCUUGCGUUGCACUGACACGGAUCCCAGGAGCAGGCCAGUCAUGACGGAGGUCUUGGCCGCCCUCCUCGAAAUCCAAAAAUCCACCGCUGCUCCAAGAGCCUCAGCUCGAGCUAUGAAUCACCAGCUCAGUCCUCAUAGGAGAUUGAGGUAGCUGUUUUAUAAAUAAUAAACACACAGUAGAUGUACUAUUUUUUAUUGGUGUAUCUGGAAAUAUGUUGGGAGAUACUGUGAAUACAAUGGAGAAACCUGUUACUUUUA